Arvicola amphibius (Eurasian water vole) is the source of this 1221-nucleotide messenger RNA. Its product is annotated as paired immunoglobulin-like type 2 receptor alpha. Gene Ontology annotation, molecular function: MHC class I protein binding. The transcript has 7 exons. The record is from RefSeq and is a predicted model, not a curated record. Bases 1 to 990 code for a protein of 329 amino acids. NCBI's taxonomy places the organism in Eukaryota, Metazoa, Chordata, Mammalia, Rodentia, Cricetidae.
AUGGCUCUGCUGGUCUCAUUUAGUGGAGGGAAUCGGGUCAUAGCGUGGGUCCUGCUUCUGCUGCUGACAACUGUGUGCGUGCAAGCUGGGAACUCAGCAAGAUCCAACAGAGAAGGUGCCUUUGGGGUCACCCUACCAGCAUGCCUCUCUGGUGUCCGGGGCGGCACCAUCGAGAUCCCCUUUUCCUUCUACUUCCCCUGGGAGUUGGCACCGGACCCACAGAUGAGGAUUCUCUGGAGAUGGAAGAAGUUCUAUGGGGAAUUGAUCUACAACUCUUCCUCGGGUUUCAUACAUGAGCAUUUCAAGGACCGGCUCAUCCUGAACUGGACACAGCCUCAGACAUCCGGAGUCCUCAGAAUCCUGGAUUUGAAGAAGCAGGACCAGACAACUUACAUCUGCCAAGUUCGUCUGUACACAAGUAAAGACAUACAGGUGUUUCAAUCGAAUGUUGGGACCCACCUCACCAUCACUCAAGGAGAGCACAUCCCAGUAUCUGACAGCAAAGAGUGCUACAGAGACAUCUCUAGAACAUCUUCACUCCUACUGGGGAAGUUCCAUGCUGACUCUGACUUCCUUUAUCUCUUCCCAGUCCCUGAAACCACCGCUCCAAGCCCCACCACUGCAACUUCUGAAGGCCAGAUGAGCGGGAUUCAGACCCUGGAUCUGAGAACCACAGUUGGGUUGGCAGUGGCUGCUGCUGUACUCCUGGCUGGGGUUUUGGGAUUGAUGGUGUUCCUCAUGUGGAAGAGAAGGAAAGGCCAGAGGACUAAAGCUGAAACCCCAGCCAGGGAACUCAUUGAAAACACUGAGAAAUGUGAGCAAGUUGAGCCUGAAGGAGAACAUAUGGACCCCAAAGAUAACCCCAAGGACAACAUCGUGUAUGCCUCCAUUGCCCUCUCAAGCCCGACCUCCCCAGGAACACCAGGCUGCCUGCCUGUCCAUGAGAACCUCCAGGAAGAGACUGUAUACUCCAUCGUAAAGGUCAAAUGAGCGGGUCUGGGCGACCAUCUCAGAGUCACCUUUGCUUCUAGUAGGAAGACUCCCAGCUUCCACUGAUACCCACAGAGUCAGAUGCUCACAGGUCACAGAUACCCAUGGGCAGGACAGAAAUUCACAUGUCAGGGAUUUGAACUCAGAGAAACUGAGAAACUCCCAGUUUCCUGUUCUAACUUCCUAGGCUUUUUUUCAUACAAAUAAAAAGAUCCACCAAAUUUGCCUAAA